CGUCGCCUCGCGCCUGCGAGUACGAACAGGUUGGCGAGCGCGCGAGCGCGAGUGCGUAACGAGGGCGCGUGCCUUGCGUGUUCUCGGGUAGCGAUCGGGCGCGAUUGUGCGCGGUGGUGUGCGGUCUCGCGGUCGCGGUAGUCUCCGGUCGGAGGAAGCGAGAGCGAUCGUCGUCGUCGUCGUCGCCGCCGCCGACCUCGGCGGGAAGAAGGGAGGGCAGGGUAGGGCGACAAGAUGGCGGGCUCCCUAACGUGGUCGUGUACUUGUUGCCUCCGGUUCAAGUUCAGCCCGGAGGAGAUCGAGCAGCGGUACAAGAGCCAGGAGAUCGACCGCAUGCUCGAGAAGGACCGCCAGGCUUUUCGCAGGCAGGUCAAGCUCCUCCUCCUCGGCGCCGGCGAGAGCGGCAAGUCCACCUUCCUCAAGCAGAUGCGGAUUAUACAUGGGAUUAAGUUCGAGCCGGAGUUGAUCAAGGAGUACCAGCACGUAAUCUACCAGAAUAUUAUCAAGGGAAUGAAGGUCUUGGUAGAUGCUCGAGACAAGCUGAACAUUCCCUGGGAGAAUCCUAAGAACUACGACAUUGGCUAUCAGCUGCUUAAGUUUGAGAACACGAUGAUUUUGGAUGCUAGGCUGUUUCUUCACUACGUACCAGCACUUCAAAGCUUAUGGAAGGAUGCAUCCAUUAAAAGGGCCUUCGACAGGCGGAGAGAAUUUCAGCUGAGUGACUCGGUGCAGUACUUUCUGGACAGCCUCGAUAGGAUUGCCAAAGUGGAUUACAUGCCAACGCACCAGGACAUCCUGCACUGCAGGAAGGCUACGAAAGGCAUCUCAGAGUUUGUUAUCCCGAUUAAUAACAUCCCAUUCCUCUUCGUCGACGUCGGUGGUCAGAGAUCCCAAAGGCAAAAGUGGUAUCAGUGCUUCGACUGCGUAACUUCGAUACUCUUUCUCGUCUCGUCGUCCGAGUUCGAUCAAGUUUUGUUGGAAGACAGGAGGACCAAUAGAUUGGAGGAGUCGCGAAAUAUUUUUGACACGAUCGUGAACAACAUGAUCUUUGGCGGCGUCUCUAUCAUACUGUUUCUUAACAAAACCGACCUUCUGGACAAGAAGGUCAGAUCACCGGACACGAACGUUCGCUGGUACUUCCCGCAAUUCACUGGCGAUUCACAUUCCAUGAAAGACGUGCAGAACUUUAUAUUGGACAUGUUCGUGUCUGUGAAAAGGGACCCGAGAAAGCCGCUGUUCCACCAUUUCACGACCGCCGUGGACACCGAGAACAUAAAGGUAGUGUUCAACGCGGUCAAGGACACGAUUUUACAUCGUAACCUGGAAUCGCUCAUGCUACAAUAAUUGCCGAGAGAAAAUCGGCGACCGGUAAGGCUCUCGAAACCGGCUGAAGCUUUAAGACGUCCCACGAACGAAGGUCUUCGGUUCUAAUUACACUUAAACCUCAGUCGAGACCGCGUACCGAGGCAAGGUAACGAGUAAAUGCCGUAUCCAAAAUGUAAUGUCUGUACAUUUCGGUGCGUUUCGAGUGCGAGGAUCUUUGGAUUAAACAAUUUUCCAUGCGAAAAUCGUUCGUGGCACGUUUGAGACUUCGAGAUGAUCGACUGGUACACAAAGUACCUAACCGAUCCCGACUGCUUUCGCGCGCCAUGCGAGAGGAGAGCCAAUUUUGUAGUGUUUUUUUCUACGAAUAGCGUAAAUACUGGUUUAACGAAGUGAGAUUCACGUAAGAGGAAACGUAUUUAUGAAUAUUCACGGGCGAUAUUUAUCCUCCGUCGCUACUUACACACUGAGCAAGUAGUGUACUAAGAGAGGAGGAAGAGACUCAGUUAGGUCACGAAGAGAGAGAGAGAGAGAGAAAAAAAAACUGCCUAAUGCGAUGAAUUUAGAAUUGGAAUUUUUGAUUUUAUAUACACACUCGUCGUAAUGGUAUACUUCCAAGCCCCCUCCAAGCAUUUUGAUAUAAACUUAUUGACGAACGAGAGGUCUAAGCUAUGGUAUAUAUAUAUAUAUAUACAGUGUAAAUAGCGACUAGUAUUUUGUACGUUGUCGAUUCAUUGUCAACGACGGUGGAUCUAUAUAUUUAUAUAAAAAGGUGAUUCGCGAUCCAAGACCGCCGUGGCUUGGACUCUUAUAUUUUGUACAGAUAUUCGGUACAAUGCUGCUCUCUUGACGUUACGAUACGUAAAGUUGUACGCUGGUCCGCUUGCCAGAGUGGAGGGGCGAGCGGCUAAUUUAUUUCUUACUUAGGGCUAAUUAUAUCUCGGUUAACGUCGGAUACAUUAAGUAACAAGGAAACCAAAUAGUAGAUCCAUGCCAUACAAACCAAAUGAAACUAACCAGUUUGUGUUCAAAUUGCCGUGGACUAAAUCCCGCGGGAGAAUGUCAUUCCUCGCGUGUGACUACUUCCACGAUACAAAGUCUAAGCUCGACCGUAUAACCGGCAAGUUUCCUGCUAUCGGACUUCCAAGUCUCUCGUCUUUCCAAGCGAUAAGGCUGCCGAUCGCUUCCAAAUUAUUCCGUUUUCUUCUAGCUGCUAUUAGACGUUCUUAUUGGCGAUCGCGGACUCGCCGUUCGUAAAGCGAUCGGGUUAGAAAUUCUGACGAUUAGGUGAGGAUGAGGAUUUUGAUGAGGAUUUUGAUAAAAAAGAAAGAGGACGUUAGACCUCGAUCGGGAGACUUGCCGGAAUGAAAUUGGAGUCCAAUUCCGAGGAUCAAACAAGAUGCCUAAAUCCUUGAUCGGAGACUUUCCUCACGCGUUUCGAGAGUAACAUUAGCUUCUUUUUUAUGACAAUCAGUAUUAAUUACUAUCGAGAGUUUCGCGAUCGUGUGCUUGGACACGUUGUUCUUGGUUUCUUCUGUUAAACGUUGGAGGUUCGUUGCUCGUUUCGGCGGCGCUUUGUCAGAACUACUCGUACUACUGUAUGAAUAUGCAUGCUCCGUUAUAUAUAUAUAUAUACAUACAUAUACAUAUACGUAUCCAUACGCGCGCGCGCAUAUAUCUUCACGUUUCCCCGUUAUCAUCGACCCGCAAUUGUAUUCCGUUUCGCCCGUAAAAAAAGAAGAAAAAAAGAAAGAAUAAUCGCGAUCCGACCUCAAAGAGCUAGGAACGUUCGAAGGAUCCCCAAGCUUGUCUUCCGAGUUUCCUUAGCUAGUUUCAUUCUGUAAAAUCAACCGAUACCGCUGUAAUUGACUGCAUAAACGAUUGCAGUCGUGAUCGAUCGUGACCGACAGUCGAAAGCCAAAGAGUACCAUCUAUUGUUGUGUGAUGAGUCUACGUUCCGUUCGGCGAUUCGUUUCCUUGCAUUUAGUUCGUCACCUCGCGGAGCUAAAUUUUUUUUUUCCUUUUUUUUUAUUGUGAUCGGAAAAUCGUUCCUUCCCGAUCUGUACAUUCCUAAGGAGCUGAUCAGGUCUGGCGUAAUCGAUAUCUUGGGCGUAUCAGUGAUCGCUGUUAAGGGCGAACCACUUCGUAGGGGAGAAUUCGCGGUCGCAUUUUUUUCUCGUCACAAUUUCCCGGGAAAUCUCAAUCGAAUUCCUAUCGAUCGACCCUAUCGAUAUCAAGCGAAGGGCCAACGACCCGCUUUUCGCUCCUCUUCUCCGCUUGUUUUUCUGUUAUCAACGCGAAAUUUUCGACGGCGAUGGUCCUGGCCAUGUACAGGCGUUUACACGCCGACGUGCGCAUAACAAUGUGUAAAUGCAGUCACCCGUGUGUCGCUUUUUGACAGGUUUACACGUGUGAUUAGGAAAAUCGUUAGGACUUAUUACUCGAUUUGAUACCGUACAUAUGCUCGAGCGUUGACCCUAUCGGACGUGCCGAUAACAUAAGUUACUUUUAUCAGCCGCAUACCGAAAUCUCCCACGUGGGAUUUAAAUCUCCGGAUUUGCUUCGCUGAAGUUUCGGGAAGAAAUCGGGACUAAAUGAUCGCGACUUCGAUUACUGACGCCUAGAGAGAAAAAAGGAAAAAAAAUGUAGAAGAAGUCAUCGAAAAGUUCGCUGUGAUACCUGGGCAGCUAUCGACCAUCUCCUGAUUUUAGCGAGGCAUUCCCACGAGAGCGCGUUCGUCUACUUUUGUAGAUCCUAGUUGAAACUACUGUCUACAAUCCGCAACUCGAUUAUUGCCUUAUUAUCAUCAUUAAUUGGAUAAUAAGUAAUCAAUAAUUUCCCGACUUACUGCCAUCGGUUAUUAUAGACUUCUAUAAUGAUCAAUUGAGUAGCGAUCGGCAAUAAGCAUUAGGCGAACAUUCUGACAACUGAACGUGCUAUCAUUUUUGUUUGUAUUUUUUUUUUGUUUUGUUUAAUGGAUCAUUGCUAGAGAAAUACGUCUAUAUUUCCAUUCUGUAAAAAAGGCCUUAAUGUAUUUUAGUUACGGGCUUUAACUUGACGUACGGCAAUAUAACGAUACACUGAUAUAUAUGUAUAUGUGUUUAAUCGAAUAAUCCGCAGAAGAGCUCCGCAUCGUAAAAAGGCGAUUUAAUUGUUCUGAACUCAGAAUUUCUAGAAUUUUAUACUCGGAUUCUACGGGCCGCGUUUUGUAUCUCUUUUCUUGGGGAAUAUAUAUAUAUAUGUGAUCGAUGAACCUUUUUACGAGACGAAGCUCCCACCAUCGGAGAUGAGUACGCCUUGGACAGGCAUGAAACUCGCUAAGUAUUCUAAGUGCACGCCCCAUGUGAUACGACGGACAAAGUUUAUUUUCUGAUGAUAACGAGGUGAAAGAAAAAGAAGGGGAAAAAAAACAAAGUUGGGUCGGCGAUCAGUGCUUUAUCGUAAAAAGGCGUACCGGACUAAAAUUGCACGAGCAUUUUAGAUUUUAAUAUAUAUAUAUAUAUCAUGUCUUUCCAGGGUGUGCACCUAUCGUGUAUAGCUACAUCCAUUUCAGAGAGACGGGACACUUUCUCUCCUUUCUAUUUCUGUUUUUCCUUCCUUUUCCUUUUCCUUACCGAAUACGGCGUAUACUUCCUUUCGUUAAUGUUGGACAAGCGAUAUAGAUGCAUAUGUAUAUCUACGUACGUGGAAAGUAGAGAAAAAGAAAAGUAAGGACGAAGGCUUUAUAUACAAUGCGUUGAUAUGCCGACCCGCUGUCCCGUCUGUCGCGAGGGCUUUCUGUAUAUGAAACAUUUUUACGUUGUUAUUUUAUUUGCAUUUUAUUGUAUAUGAACCGAAGUAUGUAGAUAUAUCGUGCCUUUUGUAUAUUGUAUAUUUGUAUAUAGAAAUAUUUUAUAUGAGUUAUUGCAUUAAUGUAGGAUAUCAACAUGGAGAAUAAAUAAAACCUUGUGAAACACAGACGCCAUCGCACUUUGGCGAUAUUCUUCGCGGAUUUGGAAUCGAUCUAUGGCUUUGCAGGGAGUAACGCGGUAAUUCGUAAUUUCGCUGUAUUGCCCUUUAUUGGUAUUCAUAGAUCGGCGCGUAAACGUGACAAUAGCGUUUAUACAGAAACGGAAAUCGUAGGCGUAUACUUUGUAUAACUUAUAUAGGCUGAGAAUGCACAUUAUUUACACGUAUGCAAAAAAUAGGUAAUAAUUCCUCUCUUAACGGGCCCAUCGAGAUUCCGGGACUCUGGGCCCCAUCCUUCACGAUGGGGGUUUACACUUUGAAAAUUAUAAACGUCUAUGUAUAUAUUUAUAUAUAUAUAUAUCAUCCCGACGAAGGUCAGGUCUUCGCCUAAACAUCACAUUGGCAAAUAUCCGUAGCCGUUAAUUGUAUAUUCUUUAUAUUAUAUUUUAAUGGUUAGCUUAGCUCUCUUAUAUGUUACAACGAUAUUUACAAGUCUUUUCGAUUAACGUGCUGUCGGAAGAAUACGCAUCAAGGAUUUCUCAAUUUCGCUUUACGAGUGGUUACGAUAUGCAUACUUUUUUUGAUUCAAACAAGUUACAAGGAAAUAAAAACACUUUAACGGGGUGUUAUACGGUCGACCGUUUCUGGUUCUUGUAUACUGUGCGGGAAAUAUUUGUACCCCCGAUGAUGAGAUUUUGCUUGUUAUAUUUUUGUGACAUAUACUUUCAUUAAUUGCGCAGUACAAUUUUACGGAACGAUC
Molecule: messenger RNA, 6031 nt
Organism: Orussus abietinus
Lineage: Eukaryota; Metazoa; Arthropoda; Insecta; Hymenoptera; Orussidae
Gene: cta
Product: guanine nucleotide-binding protein subunit alpha homolog
Exons: 5
Coding region: 235-1344 (369 amino acids)
Biological process (GO): adenylate cyclase-modulating G protein-coupled receptor signaling pathway; Rho protein signal transduction
Cellular component (GO): heterotrimeric G-protein complex; brush border membrane
Molecular function (GO): guanyl nucleotide binding; D5 dopamine receptor binding; GTPase activity
Source: RefSeq, a predicted model, not a curated record